CCGACCCCCGGUUCGGUUCGAACCGGUUCUGUGAGGAAACUACACGGUGGUCAGUUCACCUCCCCGCCAGCAGAGGCGCUCGUGUGCAUUCACCUGUUUGUUCCUACCAGCAAGAGCAAGCUGCUAAGCUUAACCGCGCAUGCGCAGUUCCAAGGUGAAGGUGUUUUGCUUUUGGUGGUUCGGUCUGUCGGUUCUGCGCCGUUCCGUCUUCAUAAAUCCACAGCCGGUCCGGAGUGGACGUCGUGGGUUCGAACUUCUUCAACUCAGCAGAACCGCCGGCGCUGCAGACCAGCGGACCGCGGCGGGAUGGCCAGCGUCCUGUGCAGCAGAACCAGGCUGGUUACUUACCUUCCAGGGAUCCAUGCUUUAGUGCGGCGUGUGGCUGGAACCAGAACCAGAACCUUUGCUGCAGCCGGACCCACUCGCUCCGCUGAGCCCAACAGCAGCCGGGCCCCAACUCUCACAGGAGUGUGGGAGGGGAGUCCUGAAAAGCCCCGGGGGCUGCAGGACCCUCUGGACCCCCUGGAGCUCCUGGACCCUCUGGAGCAGCGCCUCCAGCUCCUCACACGUUCAGAGAUCCUCUGGAGGGAGGAGCAGAGGAGCAGCUCACAUAAAAACCAGAAUCCCAACGUGAUGCUUCCUCGCUGCAGCGAUGAAGACUACAGAGGAGUUUGUGAUGAAGGCCAUCCAGCUCCUCCUCAUCCUCAGGUUCCUUCUGCAGAUCACUUCCCUGGCGGCCAAGGCGUGGAGUGUGCCGUCCAGUCCUGCCCCAGCCUCCUGAAGAAAGAUUUCAGAUCCAUGUUUCCUGAAGAGAGGCUGUCGGAGCUGACGGUGGUGUCGGUGACCCAGAGGACCCAGAACGACAUGACGGCGUGGUCGGCCCAGGUGGAGCAGGAGAGGCUGGAGAUGCUGGAUAAGUUCAUCCUCGGAGCCUCAGAGAUUUGCUCCGCCCUGCAGAAGAAGGGCUACUGGGCCGACUUCAUCGACCCGUCGUCCGGCCUGCCGUUCUUCGGCGCUCACACCAACAACGUGCUGUUUGAGACCGACGAGCGGUACCAGCAGCUGGGCUUUCACAUCGAGGACCUGGGCUGCUGCAAGGCCAUCCGCCACCCGGCGUGGGGGACGCACGUUUUCGUGGGGAUCAUUUUCACCGAUGCGCCGUGCAGCGCGCUCACUGAGCAGCUGGACUGCGACUGAGGGGCUUCCGUAGUCUGCACGGACGUUCUGUGUCUCUGACCGAGUCAUAGAGACCCGCCCACCUUAAAAGACACGCCCACUGCUAGUGAGGUCCCGCCCACAAUCAUAGAGACCCGUCUGCAGCUGCAGACUGAGGAUGAAAGACGGAUCUUCUGUUUCAUUCAGACACGUUUCUAUGGAAACUUUUGAUGUGGUGAAACUGAUCAGUUAAAGUUAGAUUUCUAUUGAUCAGAAAUAAUGAUUUUAUGUCAGAACGGAGAAUAAAUGAGGUUUUUGAGCCGAUCAGGA
This is a messenger RNA of Oryzias melastigma (Indian medaka), 1485 nucleotides long. Its product is annotated as cobalamin trafficking protein CblD. The record is from RefSeq and is a predicted model, not a curated record. The coding region runs from base 307 to 1197 and encodes 296 amino acids. Lineage: Eukaryota; Metazoa; Chordata; Actinopteri; Beloniformes; Adrianichthyidae. The transcript has 8 exons. Gene Ontology annotation, biological process: cobalamin metabolic process. Gene Ontology annotation, cellular component: mitochondrion.